Messenger RNA from Schistosoma guineensis, 1782 nucleotides. The record is from the annotation of a GenBank genome assembly. NCBI's taxonomy places the organism in Eukaryota, Metazoa, Platyhelminthes, Trematoda, Strigeidida, Schistosomatidae.
AUGUCUUCAGUCAGGGAGUUAAAAGAAUCACCAGUGGCCUCAGCUCAAGCGUAUGUUUUACAGUUUAACAUUGAAGACCGAAUAUGGCUACCAAGUGGUGGGACACGCUCACUUUCAUGGGUUCAAAUUUUACAACAAAAAGGUUUAGAUGCUUAUCGUAUCGUAGGUUGGCGUCAGCCAGAUAAUCAGGUUGUUGUUAAUUCAGUGUUAAAAGCUGGACUCGAGUAUCAAAUACAUGGUCAAUUUCAUGAAUGGCGUGAUCCAAUCACUUCUAGAGUAUAUGGUUUACAUUUUCCGGAACAAGAAGAUGCUGCAAUGUUUUUGAAAACAAUCAAUUUUAUUUUGAAUAGACUGACAAAUCCUGAUUGCAAAAAUGUAUUUGAUGGUGAAAACAUAAAUAUCAAUUCACAGUCACGUGAAUAUGCACAACCGUUUAUUUCAAAUGCAUUAGAUUCAUCGAAUAAUCAUGCUACCACACCAAAAGGUUGUACCAUAGUUAUUAAUCCAGCAAAUGUUGGCACCGAUGGAAUUGAUACGAUAGAAAAUAAAACUACUCUACCAAAACAACCGGAACCCAAUGAAUUGGCAAAUUAUGAAUAUCAAGAUCAUGUUAAUCAAUCUAAUCAAAUAAAUAAAUUGAUAACUGCUACUACUCUGACUAAUAAUAAUAAUAGUAGUGGUAGUAAAGAUCCUGGUGCAUUUGAAACACAUCGCCGUCAACUAUCUUCUACAUCAUCAAUCAGUUUAGGUUAUGCUACAGGUCCUGGAACAAUUGCAACUCCUUCAUCUGCCUCUUCAUCAUCUACUAGCUACGGUUAUGGUUAUGGAUAUGUAGGUUCAGGAAGUUUAGCGAGUUAUGCAAGUACUAGUAGCAGUGGAAGUAGUGUUGGUAAUGGUCCAAUUAAUGGUAAUUAUUUGAGCACAAUGCAUCGUCUUAGUAAUCAAAAUUUGAGGAAUCCAUCUUUAACUGGAGAGUCUAUCAGUAGUAACUGGUCAGGUUUGAAUUCUCAAGUUUCUCGUGAAAUUGUUAAUCAUUCAAGUGUUGCUGUUAGCACAAACAGUUCAAAUUCAUCGUCAGUGUUAACAACAUCAGUACCGGGUAGUAAUAAUAAUAAUGAUCAGAAUAAUGACGAAGAGUUAGCUAAACAGUCAGAAUCAUCUGGAUUAGCUGCUAUGCUACAAGAAGCUAUUGCUGCACGUAAACGUAAUAAAGAAAAUCGAUGUAAUGCUUCAAUAAAACCAAGUAUUAAUUCAACUUCUUGCAAUAAUCCGAUAAUUUCAACUACAAAAUCCCCGCCGCCACCACCACCUCCAGCGCCACCGACAUUAUCAUCAAUUACUCAACCGAAAAAUGACAAAACCAACCCAAUAAAACGUACAGAUUCUACACAGCAAUUAAGAAAAGAUUCGAUUGAUCAAAAAUCCUCUAUGCUAGCUGAAAUUCAACGUCGUAUACAAGCUAGACGACAAUUAAUCGAUGCUGCUGAAGAAGAAUGUGGUUUGCUUAAAAAAGACCAUCAUUUGGAAUCGUCAAAAUCUAUCUCCAUACCUUCUGAAAAUACCGGUGUUAUAUCGACUAAUUCGAUCGAUUCAUCAUUGAAUAGCCGAAAUGUUAAUACAUCUAAUUGUUCCACAAUAUCAAAUAUUAUAAAUUCUGAUUUAUCACUUACUCGUUCAGAAUUGGAUAAUUUACGUCGUGAAAUUAUUAUUGAACUACGUAAAGAAGUUCAAUUGGCAAAAAAUGAAAUUAUGGAUUGUAUCAAAUUGUAUAAAGCUGUUUAA